Centropristis striata (black sea bass) is the source of this 4117-nucleotide messenger RNA. RefSeq names its product receptor-type tyrosine-protein phosphatase-like N. NCBI's taxonomy places the organism in Eukaryota, Metazoa, Chordata, Actinopteri, Perciformes, Serranidae. The coding region runs from base 147 to 3095 and encodes 982 amino acids. Gene Ontology annotation, cellular component: secretory granule. Gene Ontology annotation, molecular function: protein tyrosine phosphatase activity. The transcript is spliced from 23 exons. The record is from RefSeq and is a predicted model, not a curated record. Gene Ontology annotation, biological process: protein dephosphorylation.
CUCUCUCUCACACACACACACACACACUGACACACACUCCCUCUCUCAGCCCUGUGAGAAGCAGCAGCAGCAGCCUCUCCUCAGAGAUGGGCAGCUGGUAGAAGUGUAGCAGCCUCGUCGCUCCUCCGGUGGAUGUUGGAUGUACCAUGAGGUCUCCGCGGCUCUGGGCGGCUCUGUGCCUCCUCCUCACCGCCUCCUGCCGGCUCUGCGCGGCCGCCCGACACGGUUGUUUGUUUGAGAAGAAGCUCUGUCCCAGAGAUCAGCUGUGUAACGAUGAUGGUCUGUUCGGACAGUGCCGGGCUCGUCACCAGGACCCCGUCCAGUACCAGGUGUCUGUCCCCGUCCUGCACAGGAUGCAGGAGGUCCUCAAAGACCUGAUGGUGCAAGGUCUGACCUGGAAGGACGAAGUCACCCAGGCGAUCAUCAGCAGAGAGCUGAGUGGCGUUCCCACAGUCGGCUCCGCCUCCAGACUUUACGACAAGUCCCCAAAACAGUUGGCCAGACUGUCGGGCCCCAGAGAGCUGAGGGUCCCAGGCCCCAGAGUGCAGAGGGUCCCGAGGCCCGAGGACCCGGCUGACCCUGACAUGAUGCAGCAGUACGUUGACUACAUGAUCCUGGACCCAGGAUCCAGAUCCUCUGUCCACAUGCAGACGCCCCUGCUGGACCCCUACACCUACCACCAGCAGCAGUACGGCCUCCAGGAGGAGGAGGAGCGCUCCCUAAACUCUCUGGACAACAAUCCGGCCUUCCCGAUCCUCUCCUCCCCCUCAAGAUCCAGAUCCCGAGGAAACCCGGUGGAUCGAGACCGGCAGAUUCUCCAGGACCUGAUGUCCUAUUACCUCACCUCCCCUUCUUCUUCCUCCUCUUCCUCCCCCGUGCAGUCGCUCUCCAGCCACAGAGCUGCAGGAUUUCCCUCGUCAUCCUCCUCCUCCUUCUUCCCAGACCUGGACUUCCCGCUGGACUAUGGAGAGGACUAUGUUUCCCAGGUGGCUCAGCUCCGCAAGCAGCCGCAGCAGCAGCAGCAGGAGCAGGAGCAGGAGCAACAGCAGGAGCAGCAGGAGCAGCAGGAGCAACAGGAGGAGCAAGAGGAGAAGAAGGCGCAGGAGGAAUACAACGCCCUGUCAGGACUGGAUGAGCGCUCUCUGCAGCGGCUCGCUCUGCUGCUCGAUCACUACGGCCUCAACAUGAAGGACCUGUCCCCGGAGCAGAGAGACAACCUGCCAGCCGCUCUGAAGCAGCUGCAGCUGGAGAGCUCCUUCACUCAGAAACAAAGCAAAGAUAAAUAUGGGAAAAAUUCUGCCACAGGAAAGAAGGUCACAGAGGGGUCAAUGGAGUACAAGACAGCUGCCAAAGAGGCUCCGCCCUCCACCAACAAGCCCCCCAAGCUAGAUGGAGCCCAGAAAGAUCUGAGUCCCGCUGACACCAACAAGGAACCAGCCGCAGGAGAAGAGCGGUAUGGUUACAUCGUCACCAACCAGAGCCCCCUCAGUCUGAACGACGGGGUGCGUCUGUUGGAGCUGCUGUCAGAGAGGAUCGGCCUCUCCGCCGGCUACUUCAAAAACAUCAGCGUUGUUGGACCUUCGAUCAGCUUCAGGAUCAGACCCAAUGGCAAGAACCUGACGGCCGGAGACGUUGCUGAACACGCCGUUGCAGAGAAGAACUUCCUGCAGUCUGAGACAGGCCUGAAGGUUCUACAGGGAGGAGCUGGACAGAGGAGUGAUGGUGUGAAGGCGUUGCCUCUGGCAAGCCGCCUCCCUCCAGCCGGCUCCCGCUGGGUGUUUGCCACGCUGGUUGCCAUGGCGUGCAUCGGCAGCAUCCUGGUGGCGGCCAUGACCAUCGCCUGCCUGCGGCACCACGCCCACCGUCUGGCAGCCAAGAAGCUGGGCCUGGGACCAGAGGGGGGCAGCUUCACACACCAGGAGUACCAGGACCUGUGUCGCCAGCACAUGGCCUCCAAAGGCGCCUUCGGACGCCUGGAAGCUGCUGCCCUCGGCGCCGUGGGAGGAGCGAGCGGAGGAGGAGGAGGAGGAGGAAGUGGAGGAGGUGUCGCUGGUGCAGGUGUAGGAGCGGGAGCAGCAGCAGGAGGAGUAGGAGGAGGAGGUGCUGACUCCAGGGUAAGCAGCGUGUCGUCCCAGUUCAGCGAUGGGGCCCAGCCCAGCCCGAGCUCCCACAGCAGCACGCCGUCCUGGUGCGAGGAGCCCGCCCAGGCCAACAUGGACAUCUCCACAGGUCACAUGAUCCUGGCGUACAUGGAGGACCACCUGAGGAACAAGGAUCGUCUGAUGAAGGAGUGGGAGGCUCUGUGUUCGUACCAGGCCGAGCCCAGCGCCGUCUCCGUGGCUCAGAGCGACGCCAACGCCAAGAAGAACCGCUGCCCAGACUCUGUCCCCUAUGACCACUCGAGGGUGAGGCUGAGAGCAGAGAUUAACCCUUCACGCUCUGACUAUAUCAACGCCAGCACCAUCAUUGAACAUGACCCCCGGAUGCCAGCCUACAUCGCCACCCAAGGGCCCCUAUCACACACCAUCUCUGACUUCUGGCAGAUGGUGUGGGAGAACGGCUGCACGGUGAUUGUGAUGAUGACGGCGCUGGUGGAGGACGGAGAGAAACAGUGUGACCGCUACUGGCCUGAUGAGGGCUCGUCCCUCUACCACAUCUAUGAGGUGAACUUGGUGUCGGAGCACAUCUGGUGUAAUGACUUCCUGGUGCGGAGCUUCUACCUGAAAAACGUCCAAACCCAGGAGACGAGGACGCUCACACAGUUCCACUUCCUCAGCUGGCCGGCUCAGGGCAUCCCCACCUCCACACGCCCGCUGCUCGACUUCCGCAGGAAAGUGAAUAAGUGCUACCGAGGACGCUCCUGCCCCAUCAUCGUGCACUGCAGUGAUGGGACAGGCCGGACUGGGACUUAUAUUCUGAUCGACAUGGUUCUAAAUCGCAUGGCUAAAGGUGUGAAAGAGAUCGACAUCGCUGCGACUCUGGAGCACGUAAGGGACCAGAGACCUGGGAUGGUCCGCACCAAGGACCAGUUUGAAUUUGCCCUGACCGCCGUUGCUGAGGAGGUCAACGCCAUCCUCAAAGCUCUGCCCCAGUGAGACCGGCCUCCCCGCCCCCCGACUGCUGUCUGACCUUCUGCCUUUUCUCUCUGUGAUGAUGAUAAUGAUGCUGAUGAUGAUGAAGAGUGGCACUGUGGGUUAUUCUCUGAAACAUGAAAAAUAAAUUACUGUUUAAGGUCAGGGAGGAUUUACAGAUUUUAAAGUGUUUGUGGCACAUGUGAUGCGUUCAGGGAUGUUCAGAGGGUAAAAAGUGUUUAAAAGAAAAGAGAAUUAAACCAGGAAGAUAUUUAUAAAAAACAACUGCAUGUCCCAUCAGGCUUUAAAAAACCCUCUGGAGUUCUGGCUCGUUUUAGCUCAUAUUUUAUAUUGAUUUUAGUUUUAAAACUAAAAUGAAUGUUAUUUUUUCUUCAGUACAAGUCUGUAUAAGGCUGCUAGGAACCCACAUUACAGAAAAAAGACACAGUUAUCUAUAGAAUAGUCACUCAGAUCAUUGCUAAAGAACUCAUCCAGGUUGUAGAAAAUGAUUAUUCCAAAAUCAGACAUACACAAAGAGGCAGAAAAAUGUAAGAAAUUAAACAAAAAUACAGUUUAUUUACUUGCAAAGCUUUUUUAUCUCGACCUCCAGAGGGUUUUUUAAAGAGUUUUUCUAAAUGCAAAUUGAAGAACCCUGAAUGCAUUUUGCAGAAGCCUGUGACUGCAUGUGAAUGAGCCACACACUAUUUAAACAUCAGAAAUUCCCCCUUUAAGCCAGAUUGAAACAAAAACCUAAUUUUUCCUCUUCUGUGUGGUUAAAGUUUGCUGCUGUCGGUUCUGGUUUCAGUCAGGAAACUGAUGAAGAACAAGAUGAAUUGUGGCUGUUUCUUCCCCUCCUCUCCUCACAACAAUCCAGCGUCCUUCUCUCUUUCUCUGUGUGCCAUUCUCAGUUUAACUCACUGGAUAUAUUGUCGUAUACCUCAUGCAAGUCAGAAAAAUACAUAAAAAAAAGAAAAGAAAAAACAAGAAAAGCUAUUUUGUAUCUGUGAGAUAAAUCAAAUAAAUCUUUUUGUGUUUAAGUCCUGCAA